Molecule: messenger RNA, 313 nt
Organism: Dentiscutata erythropus
Lineage: Eukaryota; Fungi; Glomeromycota; Glomeromycetes; Diversisporales; Gigasporaceae
Source: the annotation of a GenBank genome assembly
AUGAAUCAAAUAAAUGAUUUCGUUAUUAAUCAAACAAAUGAUUUUGUUACUCAUAUUCAAAAUCCGACAAAUUUUCAAAGAAUUUUUCAAGUUAAUAUACAUUCACAUAUUCAAAUUUCACGUCGUACAAAUACGAGAAAACGCAUUACGGCUUACGAUAUAUUUAAAAAAAGAAUCUCCGAAGAAGGUUUUUUAAUAAAUGUAACCAAUAGCAAAGUUAUUGGGCUAUCGGCAAAUAGAAUAUGGAUAAAUUUAACUUCCGCCGAAAAAAAUUUAUUUCGUAAUUUUGCAAUACAAAUUCAUGAUAUUAUCG